UGAAAAUAGUGGAAGAUAUAUUGGGACCAGCUUUAUUAACACUCAUACUACAUUAACUACACUGCACUGCAUGGUUUACCACAGAAGAUAAAUGUGAAAAAAAAUCUACUAACCCAGGCAUCCACAAGGUGAUAAAAGGAAAUUAAAUUCAGAAGUUUGUGUAAAAUUGAUUACAUGGUGAUUAAAUGCCAAGUCAGCCAUUAGGUAUUAAGGAGAAAUUUAAAAAAGGUUUUCUGCUCUGUACAGAUUUAGCUUGCCCAAUUUUGGAGGAAGAUUUCUUUCACAAUGGCCAGCAAUAACCGUCCCAAAUGGAUGGUUCUAGAAGAUUAUAAGCAGCUUCAAAAACAAAAAUCUCGGGACAGUUUAGAAGCUGAAAAGAUGAAGAUGGACAAGAAUGCAGAGUGGCGUAACCUUCAGAGGAGGUUGAAAACAGAACAAACUGAAGCUGAAAUGGAGACUUUACUUGCCAAAAGAAGAGAAGAAGCAAUUGCAGCAGCUACUGUGAGAGAGGAAGCUGAAAGAUCCAUCGCAGAAAUGAAUCGCCUUCAAAAUGAAGAACUGAGAGAGAGAAAGAUUCGUCAGCAGUUGAGGGAAUCCAGUGAAGAAUUGAAGACUCUUGAAGCAAAACUGAAAGCUGCUUAUGUCAGUAAAGAGUUGGCCGCACAAAUAGCAGAGAAGAGGGCGGCUGCUGCCAUAGAAAAAAAAGAAAGGCGGAAAAUUGAAGAGGUUGCUGAAGCCGAAAGGAGAUUCAUUGAAGAACAGGAGCGAGAGAAAUACCAGGCAAACUUAGCUUCUAAGAUAAGGUAUCGUAUUGAGCUUCAGGAUCAGAUAAUAGCAGCUUACAAACGACAGCAAGAGGCUUAUCAAGAAUUUAUCAAAGAAAAAGCUCUUCUUGACCAGAUUGUAAAGGCAAUCCAUGAAGAAGAUCAACGUGAGGAGGAGAUUCGAUUGGAAAAAAUGCAGAACACUAAACAGGAAAUUGAACAAUUCCGCUUUCAACAAGAAAUUUGGAAGAAAAGGGAAGAAGAAGAGAGGAAGAAAGAAGAUAGACGAAUCCAAGAAUAUCUGGAAAGACACCAAGAAGAGGAGAGGAAGAAACUAGAAGAACUGAAGGAAAAGGAUGAAAUAAAAAAGAAAUUGCAAGAACGUGUGGAAGCAGAAUUUUUAUCUAAAUUGGAGAGGAAGAGGGAAAGAGAAGAGGUAUUGGCUGAGUUGGCUGCAGAAGAACGAAGAGAAAGGGAGGCAGAAAAAGCAAAACAGGAAAUAGAGGAGGCAGUGCGUCGAAGACAAGAUUUACAGAGAAGCUACAGGCAACAGCUAGAGGAGAGAAGAAGAAGACUGCAAGAGGAGGAACAACAAACAGAACUUUACAGGCAACAGUUGUUGGCCAAGUUUGCGGACGACACGAGGAUAGAGCAGCUAACAGCAGAGAAGAGACGACUCAAGACGUUGGAACAUCGGAGACAGGUGCAACAACUCCUAGAGGAGCGCCAACAGAGACGGCGGCAGGAGUGGGAACAGUUGGCUAAACUAGAGGCUCUACGACAAGCUGAGGAAAAACACAGGAGAGAGCUGAUAGAAGAGGAACGAGUCCGUUUGUUGAAGACUCACGCCACCAAGUUGCUGGGGUACCUGCCACGAGGAGUAUUACAACCAGAUGACCUAACCCAUCUAGGUUCUGACUUCCUUGAGGAGUUCAACAAAUACAAAGCUAUGAACUGCCCGAGGAAUGCCAUUGAAAUGUAACUUUUUAAAAACUUAUUGUGAUUUGGUAGAUGAUUUUGGACUUUCACUGAUACAAAAAAAAUGUUCAACUGCCAUUUUCAUGUUUCAUUCUGAAGAAAUAAGAUUCUGGAGGAGCGAAAUAAGUUAAAAUUGUGUUUUAAAGCUGUGUGCUAUCAAGUAUCAACUGCCUAACACUCUUUUCUUGGGUAAAUUAGUUGUUUAUUGAUCAAUGAGCCAAUGACUUCUUUGGUUGAUGGGAAGGGGUGGAACCCUUAGUCCAUGCACGCCAACCAUAGCUUAUUUUGUAUUUCCCUGAUAAGAGUACAAUCUUGUAUUUUUAUUUUGAGAUGAAAAACGAAAAAAGUCUGUUUGAAUUAGUGCACUCAAAGAUUUAUUGGACAAAACAAUUCAAAUUAUCAUCACUGUUCUAUCUCCAUUUUUAUCCAUAAAAAUAUUAAAUCCACAGUAAUAUUCACAGUCCAUAAUUAUCUCCCAAAUAACAUCGUUUUAGACAUAAAACUGAAGCACGUUUUGUAAAAAGCAUAUUCACUUUGACUGAUUAUUUUGUGAAUCAUCCGUCCUUUUGUAAUCAAAUAUUUGUGUUGUUGUAAAAAUAAAUAUAAUUUUUUUAAUAAGA
Molecule: messenger RNA, 2362 nt
Organism: Macrosteles quadrilineatus (aster leafhopper)
Lineage: Eukaryota; Metazoa; Arthropoda; Insecta; Hemiptera; Cicadellidae
Product: meiosis-specific nuclear structural protein 1-like
Exons: 13
Coding region: 286-1746 (486 amino acids)
Biological process (GO): cilium organization
Cellular component (GO): motile cilium
Source: RefSeq, a predicted model, not a curated record